AUGGCCUGCAGGAGUAGGACGAGGGACGUACAGGUGCCGGGCGGAGAACAGGAGGACUCGCUCGACGCCGUGGCCCACAUACAGGUCCAAGCAAUAUUUUUGCGGUUUGAGUAUAAAGUUUGGCAUAGUAAAAAUCUUAGUGUUCUUCAGUCAUCAUGUUUCUCUCAGUUACUAAAGCUUGAAAAUUGUGUGACAGUUGCUCCGAGGUUUCUGAGGCAGCCGGCCAACGCUCUCGCCUAUGAGAAGGAGAACGUGGAGCUGGAGUGCAGCGUGUACGGCCAGCCAGAGCCCUCGCUCCACUGGCUCAAGAACGGCGAGCUGCUGGUGGAGACGGAAUACCUUCAGAGUGUGAGCGGCAACAACCUGCAGAUCCUUGGCCUGGUGCGCCAGGAGUACUCCGGGAUGUACCAGUGUGUGGCGCACAGCUCGCCGGGGACGCCCAGCUGUGUGUCCUUGAGUCAAAGAACGCGUCCAGAACGUGAGUGCAGCUCCUCCAGCGAGGACGGAUGA
This is a messenger RNA of Eriocheir sinensis (Chinese mitten crab), 510 nucleotides long. RefSeq names its product netrin receptor DCC-like. Lineage: Eukaryota; Metazoa; Arthropoda; Malacostraca; Decapoda; Varunidae. Gene Ontology annotation, biological process: cell-cell adhesion. The transcript is spliced from 4 exons. The record is from RefSeq and is a predicted model, not a curated record. The coding region runs from base 1 to 510 and encodes 169 amino acids.